AUGAGACUCUCGGCAAAGAAGACUGCUCUCUUUUUAUUUUACCUCUGUCUACUAAUAUUUGCCGGGCUGCAGAUUUACGGGGCCUUUGCAAAUUAUGGAAAUGACAGUAAAAAAAUGUUUUGGAAUCUCGACUGGAAUAAACCUCACAUGCACGUCCAAAUUGGCGAAAAUGCCAACAGCAUUGCUCCAGAAACUGCGUCUAGACGUCCUCAGCAUGGCUAUGUAACGAAACGUGCUGGAACUAUUCCUCAAAAAGCGACAAAAACUCGCACUGAUGUGCCUUUUAUUCCAAACUGGAAAGACAUGGAGUCAUUUCGCCGGGAUGUAGAGUUCCUCAACCAUCAAGGCUUCAUCUACAAUGAGCUGAAAUUCAAACCGAGGCUGACGGCUGAAAGUAUUGUUUUUCUGGUUCAGGUUCACAGUCGAGCUGACCAGCUGCAGAUGCAGAUAGACUCCUUUAGCAAAAUGAGGUACAUCAACGAAACGUUGAUCAUCUUCAGCCACGAUUUCUAUUCUCAGGAUGUGUUUGAUGUCAUAGCCAAGAUAGAUUUCUGUCCAUAUGUUCAGAUAUUUUACCCGUAUGCUAUUCAGGUGUAUAACAACCAAUUCCCAGGAGAUGACCCCAAAGACUGUCCGAGGAAUUUGAUAAAGGACGAGGCCCGGAAACGGAAGUGUAACAACGCCGAGUAUCAAGAUCCUUACGGACAUUACCGAGAAGCCACGCAUGCGCAGUUGAAGCAUCACUGGUUGUGGAAGCUGCAGUUUAUUUUUGAGAACUGCUCUUUACUGCGAAAUUUCGAAGGGAUAAUAUUUCGUCUGGAUGAUGAUUACUAUUUGGCAGAGGACACGAUAGACUACUUGAGGAAACUGGAUCGCCAGAGUCGGAUUCAGUGUCCAGAGUGUAAAAUGUACAUCAUGGGUCAGUCCACUGAUUAUUCACACGACGAAUACAAGUCUGGUGCAGCCAAGAAAGAUUACUGGUGGGCAGGAAACGGAAGAGGUAUGGCCUUCAGGAAAGACUUCUGGAAGCUGUUCAAAGAUUGUGCCAAAUCAUUUUGCCUGUUCGACGAUUGUAACUGGGACUGGUCGCUAAUGCACGUGACCGCCACGUGCAUCCCAGGUGGUCUGAAAAUCUUAAAACCUCUAGGUAGUAGAGUCUUCCAUUUGGGAAGUUGUAAGGGAUUCCAUCAAAACAGAAGUUGCAAAACUACUGAUGUUUUGAAUAAUGUGCUGGGUAUUUUAAGACGCAACAGAAAUUAUCUCUUUCCUGAAAAUGUGAAUAUUCCUAUCGAUUUUCCUUCGAGGUCUACGCUGGAUGUACCGUAUGGAGGGUGGACUGAUAUCAGAGAUCAUCAAAUGUGCCUUAGGAUUUUCAAUAACGAGUCCUUAUCGACUACAGACUUUAGAAAAAUACACCAGAAGCUGUUUCGUUGA
Molecule: messenger RNA, 1434 nt
Organism: Gigantopelta aegis
Lineage: Eukaryota; Metazoa; Mollusca; Gastropoda; Neomphalida; Peltospiridae
Product: alpha-1,6-mannosyl-glycoprotein 2-beta-N-acetylglucosaminyltransferase-like
Exons: 1
Coding region: 1-1434 (477 amino acids)
Biological process (GO): oligosaccharide biosynthetic process; protein N-linked glycosylation
Cellular component (GO): Golgi stack; Golgi membrane
Molecular function (GO): alpha-1,6-mannosylglycoprotein 2-beta-N-acetylglucosaminyltransferase activity
Source: RefSeq, a predicted model, not a curated record